GGUCUGCGCUUUCCCGAACGCCCGCAGCUGGGUCGGAAAGGCGGUCGUCGCAGUCUGUCGUGGCCUUGGACGGUUUCUGAACGUUCGUGUCCCUCACCCGCCACCUUGCCUCCUUUGGUUCCCAAGAUGCCGAUGUACCAGGUAAAGCCCUAUCACGAAGGCAGCGCAUCUCUCCGGGUAGAGCUUCCCACCUGCAUGUACCGGCUCCCCAACGUGCACGGCAGGACCGGCAGCCCAGCGCCGGACGUGUGCCACGUGCAGGAGGCGUCUGACCCGUCUCUUCAAGCUCUUGAGUCCCGCCAAGAUGAUAUUUUAAAACGUCUGUACGAACUGAAAGCUGCAGUUGAUGGUCUCUCCAAGAUGAUUCAGACACCGGACGCGGACCUGGACGUAACCAACAUAAUCCAGGCUGACGAGCCCACGGUUUUAUCGACCAACACACUGGACCUAAAUUCCGUGCUGGGAAAGGAUUACGGGGCGCUGAAAGACAUCGUCAUCAAUGCAAACCCUGCCUCCCCGCCCCUCUCCCUGCUUGUGCUGCACCAGCUGCUCUGUGACCACUACAGGGUCCUGUCCACCGUGCACACGCAUUCAGCGCUCAAGAGCGUGCCAGAAAACCUUCUCAAGUGCUUUGGAGAGCAGACUAGAAAACAGCCCCGUCACGAGUAUCAGCUGGGUUUUACUCUCAUUUGGAAGAACGUGCCGAAGACUCAGAUGAAGUUCAGUGUCCAAACGAUGUGUCCCAUUGAAGGAGAAGGGAACAUCGCACGGUUCUUGUUCUCUCUGUUUGGCCAGAAGCAUAAUGCUGUCAAUUUAACCCUCAUAGACAGCUGGGUAGAUAUAGCUAUUCUUCAGCUCAAAGAGGGAAGCAGUAAAGAAAAAGCCGCUGUGUUCCGCUCCAUGAACUCUGCUCUCGGGAAGAGCCCCUGGCUCGUGGGGAAUGAACUCACCGUGGCCGACGUCGUGCUCUGGUCUGUGCUCCAGCAGACUGGAGGCUGCAGCGGGACGGCGCCGGCCAACGUGGAGAAGUGGAUGAGGGCCUGUGAGAACCUGGCCCCUUUCAACACCGCCCUCAGGCUCCUUAAGGGACUUUCAGUAACUGAUUUUAAAGGGUUUAGCUUUUAAGAGUGGUGGUGUUUCACCCCUGCUGGUAAAGGAACUCAUACUGAAAUCAAAGUCUUUAUUUAGGCCAGAUGGCAAGCAUCAAUAAAAGCAUCAUAUAAUU
Molecule: messenger RNA, 1225 nt
Organism: Equus quagga
Lineage: Eukaryota; Metazoa; Chordata; Mammalia; Perissodactyla; Equidae
Gene: AIMP2
Product: aminoacyl tRNA synthetase complex interacting multifunctional protein 2
Exons: 4
Coding region: 127-1125 (332 amino acids)
Cellular component (GO): aminoacyl-tRNA synthetase multienzyme complex
Source: RefSeq, a predicted model, not a curated record